AUGCUGGCGCGGGUUCCUGAAGCUGAAGAACAGGCGGAAGUAAUCGCCGAGCAGGUCAUCAACGUGGGUAGCACCGAGGUGUACCCGUCCGACUGGCUGACGCUGGCGAAUCGCAUCAAUGCCAGGUUCAACGAGGAUGCAGAAGCAGCCGGCGCCGCCGUCACCCACGGCACGGCGACGCUGGAGGAAACGGCGUACUUCCUGAACCUGACCGUCCAUGAUGCGCGCCCCGUGGUGGUUACCGGAGCGAUGCGCCCACCAUCGGCCAUGGGCACCGACGCGGACAACAACCUGAUGGAUGCCAUUCACGUGGCAUCGGCGCGGCAGUCCGCCGGCCGGGGCGCGCUGGUGGUGCUCAACAACGAGAUUCAGGCGGCGCGGGACGUUACCAAGACGGACUCCUACCGCACGGAACGGCGGCACACCGCGGAUUCCGAGUUUGACGUGUCGGACAUUGGCGAACUGCCGCGGGUUGACAUCGCAUUCGCCUACGCCGGCGUCGAUGGGACGGUGGUAGAUGCGCUGGUGGACGCCGGCGUAGCGGGAAUCGUGGCCGCCGGGUUGGGCAGCGGCGGUUCGCCGGCUCCGUUCAUGGCCGCCCUGCAACGCGCCGUCGCCGCCGACGUGCCCGUUGUCCUGGCCACCCACGUCGGCACCGGGCGGGUGGUGCAGACCCGCCGAUUUACGGAGGCUGGUUACAUCGUGGCCGACAACCUGCAUCCCAAAAAGGCACGUAUCCUGCUGAUGUUGGGCUUAACGCAAACCUCCGAUACGGCUGAGUUGCAACGCAUGAUGCUGGAAUACUAG
Messenger RNA from Geodia barretti, 807 nucleotides. The record is from the annotation of a GenBank genome assembly. Lineage: Eukaryota; Metazoa; Porifera; Demospongiae; Tetractinellida; Geodiidae.